UUUUUUUCUUUUUUUCUUUUUUUCUUUUUUUCUUUUUCAUCCCCACUUCUUGCUCUCCUUUCCGUGCCAGGUACACAUAUCAACCAAAAAAAAAGAAGAAAGAAAGAAGAAAAAAAACCAUCCUCAAUGAGCCAGGGCGAGGAACACAGGAUCCAGGCACCGACCACCACCACCAACGGUAAUACCUCCUGUGCACAACCUACUUCCUCCUCCUUCUCCAUCGUAGCAUCACCCAUCUCACCAAAGACUCCUUCCUUCUUCCCUGCUACUGGACCAGAACCCUCCUCCCCCCGACCCUCUGUCACCCUUCCCUCCGCAACCCUACCCACCACCUUCCCCCCGCGACCGACCUACACCAUCGGCACAAAGAGCCACGCCUACAGCGCUGACAAUCGCAAGUCCGUGCCUGCCUCCCGAGUGCCUGCCUCGCCAUCCUUGACCUCUGCGUCCAUGCCCGAGACGGACGAAUCGCCUCUCAAGGCAGCCCUUCCUACCUCUGCCUCCAUCCCAGUCUCGCCACCAACAAGCCCUUCAACGGGCACCAGCAUCCAUCGCGCCUCAAGCCUCCAGCGCCUCAAGUCGCCAGCCUCACCCUCCAUUGAGUCUGCAGCAGGACCAGGAUCUGAGACCUCUGUCCCGCCAGCAGAGGGUACUGCCGUCGCAGGCACACUUAGCCGAAAGUCCUCGCUCUCCCUUAAUCUCAGCCGCCACUCGUCUCUGUCCAAGAAACAUGGCAAUAACGAUCGUGAACAGGCCGUGCCUGCCUCGCCCUCGUCGACCCAUCGGCCCCAGAAGCAUUUCAUGUUGAACCGUCGAAGCGUCUCGCAGGACUUUCAGAUCCGCCUUCAGCAACAGCAACAGCAGCGACAGGAAGACAUGGGUGGCGAGGAUGUCUCUGAAGUCGGUGAGGAUCUGAUGCCUGGAACACCCACGUCCAUCUCAUCUCUCGGGUCAAGCACAAUGGGAAUCGGGGUCAGCGACAAGGAACGGGACAAGAGUCUGUCUGGUCGGAGUAACAGACUGAGUCGGAGUUCAGUAUCCCUGAUCGAGUCGAGGAGUAUCCAAACACUCAGUAGUAAUCUCGCCAUGGUCAGCUCACCCACAGACAGCGAGUCCCCUCAGCAAAACAGUGAUUCUCUCCUCUCGGUGAUCGCUCAAAAGGAAGCCAGGAUUGCUCAGCUACGCGAGGAUCUAGAGACGAACUUGGCUGAGCUGACCCAGCUCAAGGAGCGCUGGUCCCAGAUGAUGAUCGAGGAGCGUAAUCGUCAGCAGGCCGAAGCCUCUGCCUCGAUCCAAGAGCAGGAGAGACAGCUUUAUGGUCAUAGCAGCUCGCUUUCGGUAUCACAUCGAUUGUCGACCACAGGAGCAGGCAUUUGGGGCACCGUUGUCGGCAGCGUCAGUGGCAUCAGUGGUGUUAGCGGUGGCAUCAGUCUUCACAACAUCAAUGCCCUCCACCAGCAGCAACAAUACCAAUCACCUCACUCAACGAUGGGCAGUCCAAAUGGUAUUGUCAGUGGUCGAAGCAGCACCAGCAGCAACCCGACAAAGGGCGAAAGUCGGCCUACAAGUCCCUUGCCGGCAUAUCUCAGCAACUAUUCUACUCUCAAUGGUCUCAGCAGUCCGGUCUCGCCUGUUGGACAGAAUGGUAGCCUGGGCUCUGCAUCUAUCAAGAAAGGAGACAGGACAUCAAUGUCUUCGCUUUCGACAUGUUCCUCAUCUCAAUCAAACGCUGGCGAUGGCCCAAUAGCGUUCGAGGCGGGCCAUUCUAGCCAGAGCAGCUUUAGCAGCGCAGGACAUCCAGAUCCAAGUUCGCUGCAGAUGCAGCUGCACAAAGAACAUCGCGACUCGAGAAAGAUGAAGAGGGAAUCAAGUGGGCUGUUCAUUCCCUCGGAGGCAGAGGAGGUCUUAGUCAAUACAGGCCGUGCUCUUUUCAAGGGGUUCGGCUCUUUGCUAGGGGGUAUUCGAACAGUUGUCACCGAUGUCGCAGAGUCCGAUAGAUUCCAGCAUUCCAGGCAACGAACAAUUGAUAUGGUGUCGGGAUUGGCACAAACGGCAGCGGAUGCGUUGCCACUGCCGAGUCACGACGAUAUCUACUAUCAUCACCAACGAUUGCGGCUGCUGGACGAGGAGGAAGAGGAGGCAUUGUCGGUAGAGGAGCAGCAGCAACGGCACCAGCAGCAGCAACAGCAGGCCAAGGAACGGCGAAGGAGAGAGCGUCAGAAGGAGCGCGAGAAAGAAAAGGAGCGAAGACUACAGGAGGGUGAGCAGGGCGGAUCAUCAUCAGACCCUGCAGGCGUAGCUCGUUCGCCUAGUUUGAAGCGACGGACCAGUCGUAAAACCGAUCUUGAGAUGAACUCAAAUCAAAACAAAGCUGACAAUCUGACAACGGAACAACAAGAGACGGAAAAGGACUCGCUGUCCAGAUCUAUUAGCCAGUCUUCGAUCCAAGAAGGGCCCAAGAGCAAGCUGGGAUCGACCAUCGCCGCUGGUCUGGCUCAGGACGAAGAGGAAGCCUUGGAGUGGGAUAUCGAGGACAGGGAGCUGUUGGAGAGCCUGGAGGCAGACGUACGGGAGCAAGAGAAGGGCAGUGCUGAGAUGAUCAAAACGGUUCCGGAGCUAAGAUCUGCGGUAGAUACCCCAGUUAGGUCGGGCUUGGGGCCCUCGACUGCAUUCGCAUUAUCAUCCAAAAAGAACGACUGAGGCAUACACACAAAAUAAAAAUUGUAUUCUUUUCUUGAC
Messenger RNA from Gamsiella multidivaricata, 2739 nucleotides. RefSeq lists its product as uncharacterized. Bases 127 to 2700 code for a protein of 857 amino acids. The transcript has 3 exons. Lineage: Eukaryota; Fungi; Mortierellomycota; Mortierellomycetes; Mortierellales; Mortierellaceae. The record is from RefSeq and is a predicted model, not a curated record.